AUGGACCCCACUGGCUCACUUAUCCACGUGGACUUCCCAGAUGUGGCCAGUUCCCUCCUGGAGAGCUUGAACCAGCAGCGUGUGGAAGGCAAACUGUGUGAUGUGUCCAUCCAUGCACAGGGUCGUGUGUUCCGUGCCCAUCGUGCUGUCUUGGCAGCUUCAUCUCCUUACUUCCAUGAUCAGGUGCUGCUCAAAGGGAUGAGUUGUGUGUCGUUGCCCGGAGUUGUAGAUCCUGGUGCAUUUGAGGCGGUUCUGUGUGCUGCCUACACAGGCCGUCUGACUAUGUUAGCCGAUGAGAUUGUUAACUACUUGACAGUGGGCAGCGUGCUACAGAUGUGGCAUGUAGUUGAUAAGUGUUCUGAGCUUCUAAAGGAGUCUCGAGGUGGUGCCAGCUGUGGCAGUGUUGAAGGAACGAGUACCGGCAGUGUUCCAACCCCUCAGCGUUCUCACUCUGGCAGAGCAAGUGAGAACCAGUCUCCGAGCAGCAGUAACUAUUUCAGUCCACGUGAGGCCCCACCAGAACCUUGUGGAGAAAGAAUUAUGAGAAAGAAUGAAGCAGCCAGUGAGGCUGCAGAAGAGGCGAGUGUUGAGGCAGAGCAAGGUGGAGGAGAAGUCUCCGUGGCAAGCUGCUCUAGUUAUAGGCGACCCAGUAUCGUACCACAGAGGCAUUGGGUGUAUGUGAAAAAAGAAAGGCCUCACCAGGGCCUGUUGUUAACAUGUGAGGGAGAGGAAGAGGAAGAAGAUGAAAUGGAGGAGGAUGAAGAGGAAGAAGAGCACCUGAGCAUUAGUGAUGUACGAACACUAAACGCCCCUGAAGAGCAAGUGAACUUCUGUGAACCAUCAGAUGGCAUGCCAUAUGAGGAUGGUGUAGGUGGACCAGGUUAUCCACAAGGUCCCCCACUUCUACCUCUUGACAUGCAAGGGAACCAGCUACUAGUUUUGCCAUCAGGACAUGGGGCAGCAGGACAAGGUGGAACAGGAACGGGACAAGGAGGGGAGGGUGGAAAAAUAUUCUUGUGCCACUGUGGGAAGGCAUUUUCUCACAAGAGCAUGCGGGAUCGCCACGUCAAUAUGCACCUCAACUUACGUCCCUUUGAUUGUCCCGUAUGUGGAAAGAAGUUUAAAAUGAAGCAUCAUUUGACAGAACACAUGAAGACGCACACCGGGGUAAAACCAUACGAGUGUGAAGUAUGUGCCAAGAAAUUCAUGUGGAGGGACAGCUUUAUGAGGCAUCGUGGCCAUUGCGAAAGGAGGCAUAGGGCAGGAGCUGGGGCUAGUGUGGUUCAAGGAAUCAAAGAGACUCCUGCUGUGUAA
Pelobates cultripes (western spadefoot toad) is the source of this 1314-nucleotide messenger RNA. Lineage: Eukaryota; Metazoa; Chordata; Amphibia; Anura; Pelobatidae. The record is from the annotation of a GenBank genome assembly.